AUGGUGCAUGCACAGUCUUUCCUGCUGUGGCUGCUUCCGCUAGUGAUGCCUGUCCACACCCAUGCCUGGUCACGGCCCCUGUGGUACCAGGUGGGGCUGGACUUACAGCCCUGGGGGUGCCAGCCAAAUAGCCUGGAAGGUUGUGAGGGCAGCCUGGGCUGUCCCGGCUAUUGGAUGGGCCUGGGGGUGAACCGCAUCUACCCUGUGGCAGGGGUCACGGUCACCACUGCCAUGAUGCUGAUGCUCAGCCGUGUGGUGAUGCAGUGGCGGCGCUCACAGGCUACUAAGAGUGAGCACCCACAGGUGACUGCUGACCCCUGUGUGCCCUGGAAACGACGGGGCCCUGUCUCAGACCGCGCCCUGCUCCUUGGGGUCUUGCAUAUGCUGGAUGCCCUCCUGGUCCACAUCGAGGGCCACCUGCAGCGUCUAGCCACCAAGCAGCGAACCCAAAUAAAGGGGACUCCUGCCUAG
Messenger RNA from Camelus dromedarius (Arabian camel), 471 nucleotides. It is a transcript of the gene TMEM89, whose product is annotated as transmembrane protein 89. The coding region runs from base 1 to 471 and encodes 156 amino acids. The record is from RefSeq and is a predicted model, not a curated record. The transcript has 2 exons. Lineage: Eukaryota; Metazoa; Chordata; Mammalia; Artiodactyla; Camelidae.